AUGGCUGAGGGCCGGGCGGGCGGCGCUGCCGGCCUCUUCGCCAAGCAGGUGCAGAAGAAGUUCAGCAGGGCCCAAGAGAAGGUACUGCAGAAGUUGGGGAAAACUGUGGAGACCAAAGAUGAACGGUUUGAACAAAGUGCCAGUAACUUCCACCAACAACAGGCAGAAGGUCAUAAGCUAUACAAGGACCUGAAGAACUUCCUCAGUGCAGUCAAAGUGAUGCAUGAAAGUUCAAAGAGAGUGUCAGAAACCCUGCAGGAGAUCUACAGCAGCAAGUGGGAUGGUCAUGAGGAGCUGAAGGCCAUCGUGGCGAAUAAUGAUCUCCUUUGGGAAGACUAUGAAGAGAAACUAGCUGACCAGGCUUUGAGGACCAUGGAAAACUAUGUGGCCCAGUUCAGUGAGAUUAAGGAAAGAAUCGCCAAGCGGGGCCGGAAGCUCGUGGACUACGACAGUGCCCGACAUCACCUGGAGGCGGUACAGAAUGCCAAGAAGAAAGAUGAGGCCAAGACAGCCAAGGCAGAGGAAGAGUUCAACAAAGCCCAGGUUGUAUUUGAAGAUCUGAACCAGGAACUACUAGAGGAGCUGCCUGUCCUUUAUAACAGUCGUAUUGGCUGUUAUGUGACCAUCUUCCAAAACAUUUCCAACCUGAGGGAUGUCUUCUACAGGGAAAUGAGCAAGCUGAACCACAAUCUCUACGAGGUGAUGAGCAAACUGGAGAAGCAACAUUCCGACAAAGUCUUUGUGGUGAAGGGACUAUCAAGCAGCAACAGACGCUCUUUAGUCAUCUCUCCCCCAGUUCGAACAUCUACAGUCUCCAGCCCUCUAACCUCACCUACCAGUCCUUCUGCACUUUCCCUGAAGAGUGAGAAGGACUCCAGCUCAGCAAGUGAAGAAGAGCUGGCAUCUGAUUCAGCCCAGGGAGAAGACAACUCCCAGAUUAAAGAAGAGCCCUUAAAAGACAAGGAAACAGAGGAGGAGGCGGAGACAAGCUCCUCUGAGGAAGAAGAGCCUCAGCUGGCCUGCAAUGGCCCCACCCAGUCCCAGCCCUCACCCCUCACUGAGGAUAGAGAGUCCCAGGAGGAAGUUUUCCUUUGCUCCCCAUCUCCACCCCCAGGCAGAGCUCUGACCCCUUCAGAGCAGGCUUCAUCUUCCUCAGUAGUAGUCCUCCGAACUCGUACCUCAAGCGAAGGAUCUGAAGAGCCGAAGAAGAGAGUCUCUGUGCAGAGGGCUUCAGCACCACCUAAUAGGCCUCCACCACCCAGAGCCACUCCCAGUCCCAGGGCCUCCUUAGGGAACACGCCCUCCAGCCCUCCAGCCUCACCCACCAGCCCCCGGGCCUCCUCAGAGGCCUCUCCUGACCCACAGCCACCAGAGAAGCCGGUAAGAGCAAAGGAAAACACCGACAGUCCGAACCCAGAAGAGCUCUGCACGUCCCCUACUUUGAUGAUGUCUCAGGUGAGAACAGAUCUGGCUGAGUCUUUAUUCCCUUUUAUCAUCUCCACAAGACAGGAGGACAAUAAGCUCAUCGCAACUGACUGCCCUGAGGCACUAAAAUCUGAGUCAUCAAGGCUUCAUGGCUCUGCAGUUCCAGAAGAGAGCAAUGUCAUAGCACCCGAGCCUGAAGAAGAGGUGUCCACCGUUCAAAAUGCGCAACUCUGA
Molecule: messenger RNA, 1659 nt
Organism: Rangifer tarandus platyrhynchus (Svalbard reindeer)
Lineage: Eukaryota; Metazoa; Chordata; Mammalia; Artiodactyla; Cervidae
Source: the annotation of a GenBank genome assembly